Messenger RNA from Chinchilla lanigera (long-tailed chinchilla), 544 nucleotides. It is a transcript of the gene Ndufb7, whose product is annotated as NADH dehydrogenase (ubiquinone) 1 beta subcomplex, 7, 18kDa. The record is from RefSeq and is a predicted model, not a curated record. The transcript is spliced from 3 exons. The coding region runs from base 84 to 497 and encodes 137 amino acids. Gene Ontology annotation, cellular component: mitochondrion. Lineage: Eukaryota; Metazoa; Chordata; Mammalia; Rodentia; Chinchillidae.
AGCCGAGGCAAGAGAAGAGCUCAGUACUUCCGGGUGGGAGUGAGGUGACCCCGGCUGCCGCACGCUUCUGCGGUGGGGCAGCCAUGGGGGCCCACCUGGCCCGACGCUACGUGGGCGAUGCCUCGGUGGAGCCCGACCCGCUGCAGAUGCCCACCUUUCCGCCGGACCACGGCUUCCCGGACCGGAAGGAGCGCGUGAUGGUGGCCACGCAGCAGGAGAUGAACGACGCACAGCUGACGCUCAAGCAGCGGGACUACUGUGCGCACCACCUCAUCCGGCUGCUCAAGUGCAAGCGCGACAGCUUCCCCAACUUCUUGGCCUGCAAGCACGAGCAGCACGCCUGGGACUACUGCGAGCACCUCGACUAUGUGCAGCGCAUGAAGGAGUAUGAACGUGAGCGCCGGCUGCUGCAGCGAAAGAAGCGACGGGAGGAGAGGGAGGCCCGGGCGGCCCGGGGCCAGGGCUCAGGAGAAGUGGCGCCCGAGGUGGCCCUGUAGUGUCGCCCACCAAGUACCAGUAAAGAAAUAAAAGUGCCCAUUGCUCA